Messenger RNA from Lachnellula hyalina, 597 nucleotides. RefSeq lists its product as uncharacterized. Bases 1 to 597 code for a protein of 198 amino acids. NCBI's taxonomy places the organism in Eukaryota, Fungi, Ascomycota, Leotiomycetes, Helotiales, Lachnaceae. The transcript has 2 exons. The record is from RefSeq and is a predicted model, not a curated record.
AUGACAUUUGUUGUUGACGAUAAUAAGGUCAGCGGGGGCGACUCCGAGCACUCAGCCAUCACGUUGUCCGGUACAGAAGAAGCAGCCAACGACGGCCCGUCGUCCGUUCGGCUGGAUAGCGAGGAGCACGAGCACGCAUCAAAACUUGAGGACGAAAUAAUAUCUCGAGCACAGUCACCGCCCCCUAGAUACCCCAAUUCCGAUCCAUCGACUUCUGCGCCUGCCUCUCCAAACCCCCCUCCUUUCUCCUCACUCUAUACCUCAACUGUCGAGGCCGUUGAAGCAUACAAGACAGCAGUCACUGAAGCCGGCGCAUCUGCAUCUGUCCCAGCAUACGCGCCUGUCGCGCCUAAUACACCACUCUCUUCGUCUUCUCAAGACGUUGUUGCUGAGACAAAGGCUGCUUUACCACAGGAUACAAAAGGGGAGUCCUCGAAGAAAGACGACGAUAACGAGCCUCCACCAGCGUAUUCGGAGGGUUCCAGCCCGCUCGAUUCUUUCACAUACCUGAUGGCGGCUGCAGGAGGAGCUGCGAGUAUUAUUACUCAGGUGCAGCAAGGUGGCGCGCCACCUAUAAAUACUUUAGGAGGUAUAUGA